GGCGAGCGCAAUCUUGUGGGAAAUGGUGGCCUCUUUAUACAAGGAGGUUACCUCGUGAGGAAGUAUUGGGGCUCGUGGCCAUGGGACGCCUGCACUGGCACGAGGAAAAGCCUUGAAAAUACUAGUUACGUCACUCUAUCCAGCCUUGAGCGCAGUCCCACGUGGCUUACGUAUAAUCUUCCAUCUGCUACGUUUUAUUUACUUACUUUUUUUUUACAGCUUGAACGGGAAACUUUUUCCCAUCCGAGAACUCGCGAAAGAUCGCGCGAUUACCAGUUUGCGUCGGGCUGCCUGAGGAAGGCGUGUGGAUCUUGCGUCUUUUUUUCCGGGACGUCAUGAGUUUGUCAGACUGGCCAGCAGCCACUCCGAGGACAGGCCUGGAUUCGGAUGGCAGGAGAGCGGCCAUGGCAAGCGUAAACGGGGACACGACGGCUACCGCCCGGGUGCCCUCACCGCAGCCGCCAAUGCCCUGGUUUGGCAUGGACAUUGGAGGAACAUUAGUAAAGCUGGUGUAUUUCGAGCCUGCGGUUGAGGAUGGACCAGCAACAACUGAGGCACUGGAACGCAUAAAGCACUACUUGAAGAAGAAUGCCGCCUAUGGUCAGUCAGGCAAGCGAGAUGUUCAUUUACAGAUGGAUGGUGUUGAGGUUGGUGGCAUUGAAGGCACACUGCACUUCAUUCGUUUCCCUACGAGUGAGAUGCCCCGUUUCUUGGAGCUUGCCAAAGCCAAGGGGAUCGCCAGUUUAGCCUCUACUGUGUGUGCCACAGGUGGUGGAGCUCACAAGUUUGAAAAUGACUUCCGCACUCAGGUAGGCCUUGGCCUGCACAAGUUCGAUGAGAUGGACUCUCUGAUUCGUGGUAUCCACUAUAUGGAAGCCCACAACAGUCGAGAGUGCUAUUACUACAGCAGCCCCAUGGAGCGAUGUGUCAAAAUGCCGUAUGACUUCAGCAAUCCAUACCCUUACCUUGUGGUAAACAUUGGCUCAGGGGUGAGCAUCCUAGCAGUACGAUCACCCACCGAGUAUCAUCGUGUAACUGGCACUAGUCUCGGUGGUGGCACUUUUCUUGGCCUCUGCUGUCUGCUGACUGGUUGUGAAACUUUUGAGGAGGCUAUUGAACUUGCCCAGAAAGGGGACAGCACCCAUGUUGACAAGCUUGUGCGUGAUAUCUAUGGUGGAGACUAUCCGAAGUUUGACCUACGUGCUGACACUGUGGCUAGCAGUUUUGGAAACAUGAACUGCAGGGCUCGGCGAGAAGCUGCUUCACGGGAGGACCUUGCCCGGGCAACACUGGUUACUAUCACCAACAACAUCGGCUCCAUUGCUCGCAUGUGUGCCAUCAACGAGGGCAUCUCACGUGUUGUCUUUGUGGGCAACUUCCUGCGGGUGAACCCCAUCUCAAUGCGCAUGUUGGCAUACGCCAUGCAGUUCUGGUCCAAAGGCACGCUUAAAGCUCUCUUCCUGGAGCAUGAGGGCUAUUUUGGUGCUGUUGGCUGCCUGCUGGAGCUGAUGAAGGCUUGCAGCUAGCCACACAUUCCAUGCUGCCAUGGCGCAGCACGUCCCUGUGAUAUAGGCAGCCCUUUGUCAAAAGCUGGCCUGGUUUGACAGCUGCCAGAUAGAAUCCACCGUGCUCCGGACACUAAGCUGUCACCGAGAAGCUUGAAAUGCUGGUCGAGAGAACCUGUUUCCAUGUGAUCUUCACCAGCUCGUUGCACAGCACCCAUGGGCCAGCCACCUUGUGAUGGCAUUGGUGCUAUGCAGGCCUCGGAAAUGAAAAGAUGGUUUUUAUCUGUGCUUCAGGUUAUCACUGCAUGAGCUCCUUCAGGGAACAGUGCUUUUCGAGUCUCUGAAUCGGACAAGAGUUUUUGUAUGUGUUGGGAUGUUAUCGUGCAAAUCCCAAAUAGUAUUCCAAAAGGUGUUCUCUCUCCACUUAACAUUUGGGUGUGUGUUUUAAAGACGGCUUUAGGAAUGGACGUGUUGUCAAUUUCAUACUUUUAUAGUGUCAUCCUUUCUUUUUUUUCACAAAUUUUAUGUAUCAAGACAAAUUGUUCAUUGCGGGAUUAGGCAGAACUUAUUGUGGCUAUUUUCUGUUAUGCUUACACUUUCUGCCUUUAUUCCCACAGGAGAGUGCAAACAAGUUGAUCUUAUUGAAAAAGAAAAAAAUAGAGAGAACCAUUUUCAAUGACCCCACAAGUGCCAUGCUAUUACGGCAAUUGUGAAUGUUCGAUCAAAGGAUAAGACUAUUAAGUGUAUGUUCUAAAUAAAAAAAAAAAAAAAAAACAGAA
Molecule: messenger RNA, 2284 nt
Organism: Dermacentor andersoni
Lineage: Eukaryota; Metazoa; Arthropoda; Arachnida; Ixodida; Ixodidae
Gene: fbl
Product: pantothenate kinase 3 fbl
Biological process (GO): coenzyme A biosynthetic process
Cellular component (GO): cytosol; nucleus
Molecular function (GO): pantothenate kinase activity; ATP binding
Source: RefSeq, a predicted model, not a curated record